GUAGUGACCUUUCUAUUAAUUUUGAUAUUUCGCUUCUAGUACGUUCAAAUGAGACAAAAUGUUGUCAUAUAAUUAAGUUUAUUGAUACUUAAUUAUACGAUAAGGGAAUUUUUCAAUACUCGUUUUCACUCUUCAACGUUGUAAAAAAAUUUACGUCGCGAAGCUCCCCCACGAAAACUAUGAAAAAACCCUGGUUAAAACAAAAUGGCGCGGUUCUGUGAUUUCAACGUGCCUUACUCGGAAAACACGGAAAAUCUGCAUCAAAUUGUGGAAAUGGCAAUCAAACUUGGUUAUGAGUCAGUUGCCCUUAACUGUUGCGUCACGCCUGGAACAAAGAAAGGGCAGGCAGCAGUUCCUUCUCCACCAAAACCAGUUGAGUUAAGCCAGGCAACUUUGGCUCCUCUAAUGGCACAGCGUAAAACAUUCCAGCAGUUAACUCGAUUGACAGCAAUCAUAGAGACUAAUGAGCAGAAAUAUAAGCUGAAUCCCAAUAACCCACCAGUCAACACCUAUGACAUCCUUGCUGUGCAACCACUGAACAUGAAGAUGUUUGAAGCAGCCUGUCAUGAUCUGGAGGUGGACAUCAUCAGCCUGGACAUGACGCAGAAGCUACCCUUCCUUCUAAAGCUGACUCCUAUCAAGAGGGCUAUUGCCAGAGGAAUCCGGUUUGAGAUAGUUUAUGCGCCGGCUAUUAGAGAUAGUACCUUAAGAAGAUAUAUCAUCUCUAAUGCUACAGACUUGAUGACAUUCUGCAAGGGAAAGAAUAUCAUCCUUUCCAGCCAAGCUGAAAAGGCCAUAGAGCUAAGAGGUCCUCAUGAUGUAGCCAACCUAGGAGUGCUGUUUGGGAUGAAUCAGGCGCAGGCAAAGGAUGCAGUAUCUGUCAACUGUAGAGCUGUGUUACUGCAUGCAGAGACCCGAGGUUCAGCAGUUGGAGUGAUCUCCAUAGAGAGGAUCAUGAAACAAACCCCAGGGGUGAUCUCCGUGGAGAGAAUCCCGCCAGCCUCUGCUGACAAGAGAACUCUGGAAAAGGAUUCAGGGGAAGACCCACCUGGGAAGAAGCCAAAAAUGACAGCUCAGAAAAAGAUUAAGUAGUCUCUUGCAGUGCAUGUAUAGAGGUAGUUGUUUGACUUACCUUACAAUCACGAACAUACUUCUCGUAGAAAUUUGAUUUAAUUUGUGUUAAGGAUGUGGUGGUUGGAUACAUACAUUAAGUAAUUUUUUUGUUCAAUGAUUAUGUUAGGUUUCAGAUAGACAUAAAUAAUUGAGAAGACAAAGUUUUCAAGCACCAUUGGUUAUUUAUUGGCACAAGUAAUGAACAAAAAAUUACUUGGUGUCAGUGAAAAACAAAUACUACUAUGGUAUCAAUUUACUGACCACUAUGUGAUAACUAACUUCUAAUGUGGCACAAUCCAUAUACAUACCACAUAAUGCUGAAAAAUAUGUCAAGUAUUCCUGGUACUAUACAGUGGAAAAAGUACAGAUGGACGACUAGUAACAUCCCAGUUGGAUUGAGAACAUGCUACAUAGAACAAGGCUUACUGAUAUUGCUGGACAGAAACC
This is a messenger RNA of Branchiostoma belcheri (Belcher's lancelet), 1560 nucleotides long. RefSeq names its product ribonuclease P protein subunit p30-like. Gene Ontology annotation, biological process: tRNA processing. Gene Ontology annotation, cellular component: nucleolar ribonuclease P complex. The transcript has 12 exons. Lineage: Eukaryota; Metazoa; Chordata; Leptocardii; Amphioxiformes; Branchiostomatidae. The coding region runs from base 205 to 1092 and encodes 295 amino acids. Gene Ontology annotation, molecular function: RNA binding. The record is from RefSeq and is a predicted model, not a curated record.